GGGCGGAAGGAUGAUGGGCCGGUCUGUGGAGAAUUACAAUACCAUGUCAUCUAUUAAUGUAUUCCCUGUCCCCACUACUUCUACCAACAUUACAAUCACCUCAACUCCUACAGCAACAAUUACUACCAUUCCUACAAACAAUGCUAUAAAUACACAACAACAACAACAACAACAACAACAACAACAACAACAACAGCAGCAGCUGUCAUCUUCACCAGCAUCAGGUAGUACAGCGUCCGCACCAAUCCCGGGUAUAAUUCAAUUCGAUUCCCAGCAGAUGGAAGAGUUUGUCAAAUUCCACCGGGCAGAGAUUCGAGAAGCGACAGACUGUACGAAGCGAGAGUCUAAACUGGUGGCCAACAUUUCACUUGACUUGUCUUCCAACCAAGAUUAUGAGGGUGUUGAGAUGUCAAGUGAUGACCCACAAUCACAUCGGAUAGCUCUCCAUCGCAAAGUCAAGAGUAGUCACCAAUUUCAAAAAUAUCUUUUGGAUCUUGACGAUAUUUUGGAACGUAAAAUGGCAGCAGUUGAAGCACUAAGGGAUCGGAUCAGUGAAACUGUGAGUCAAGUCGAAUUGUAAAUCUAGUAUAUCAUUAGUAUAAUUAUUGUUACUAUUACUGUUAUUACUAUCACUAUCACUAUCACUAUCACUGUCACUGUCAAUGUCACUGUUGUUAUUAUUAUUAUUACUUCUUCCCUCCAAAAGAAGAAAAGAAAAGAAGGAUUUUAGCGUAACGAUGACAACAAAAUUCAUUUA
Messenger RNA from Phycomyces blakesleeanus NRRL 1555(-), 757 nucleotides. RefSeq lists its product as hypothetical. The record is from RefSeq and is a predicted model, not a curated record. The transcript has a single exon. Bases 44 to 580 code for a protein of 178 amino acids. Lineage: Eukaryota; Fungi; Mucoromycota; Mucoromycetes; Mucorales; Phycomycetaceae.